Saccostrea echinata is the source of this 3354-nucleotide messenger RNA. RefSeq lists its product as uncharacterized. Bases 1 to 3258 code for a protein of 1085 amino acids. NCBI's taxonomy places the organism in Eukaryota, Metazoa, Mollusca, Bivalvia, Ostreida, Ostreidae. Gene Ontology annotation, cellular component: extracellular region. The record is from RefSeq and is a predicted model, not a curated record. The transcript has 17 exons. Gene Ontology annotation, molecular function: chitin binding.
AUGACAAUAUUCCUUGGAUUGCUAAUUUUUGCUAUCUGUUUCAGUGGAGGUAAUAGUGUAGAACCGGAUUGUUACGUUAUUGGUGAGGACGGUAAAAAUACGUAUACAGGUAAUAAGUCCACGACGAUAACGGGUCGAAUCUGUCAGAGGUGGGAUGUCACGGAUCCUCAUACCCAUACUCACGUGAAUGAUCCUGAGGCGAAGGAGAAUUACUGUCGUGUCCUCAGUGAUAACAAACCCUGGUGCUACACCGUAGAUAGGAGUGUUCGAUGGGAAUACUGCGGGAUUCCAGAAUGCGCAAAGGAAGAUAUCAAGGAUUCUGUUGCUGAUGGCAAAUUUCCUUUACAACCUUCUAUAGGAAAUGAAUACAUUGAUUGUUAUGAGAAGGGUGAGAAUUAUAUGGGUAACGCCUCCACCACAUUUACCGGACUGACGUGUCAGAGAUGGGACGUUCAGAAGCCACAUAAACAUGAAUACACUAACCAUGCGCACGCAGACGGAAACUUCUGUAGGAUUAUCAAUGAUGAGCGACCUUGGUGUUAUACAGUUGAUCCUAGCAUUAGAUGGGAAUACUGUAUGGUACCAGACUGUGAGUCUAUUCGAAUUCUCCAAGAACUCAGAUUGGGGAUAACAACUCAGACCCGUGACACACAAGGAAAGACCACAAGACAAGAGUACUUAACUGAGCAACAGACAGCAGAGUGGACCACAACAGAGACAACACCAACAACAAAAACAUCCCCGGAUCAAGAAAGUCAAUCCAUCAUUGAAGAUAAAAUAACAACAAAGGGCCCAGGUGCUCUGCAUGUGACGAAAUCAGGGAUAAAGACAAAUACAGCUGCGUCCCGGUCCCUGGUUCGAUCUCGUACUAUCUCUAUCGCAGGCCCUAUACAGACCAGCGGAACGGAUUUGAAUCCGGAUGUAUAUAUUCAAAAAGAGAUGUAUACUAGUAGUGUCAAUCAAAAGAUAUCUAUACGAUGCUUUGUUACCCCAAACCAAGACCUCCCUAUCCACUGGUAUAAAGACGGGGAACUUCUGGUAGAAAAAGGUUUAAAAAUAAGAACUGGAUCCAUUCUGAUUCUCAAAAAUGUUCAGAGGGAGAACAGUGGCAAAUAUACAUGUGAAGCUGGGAACAGCAAGGCCACCACUACAGUUCUGAUAGGAGAAGAAACUCAUUAUGCAACCCAAGAUACCGUGGACAAAACAACACAGGAUAGCGUGUCUACCACAGAAAAGGAUCUUACUUCCACUACAGAUAUUAUAUUCACCUCUGAAGUACCUAUUAACCUUCGCACAGACCAUGGCGAAUCUUUAACAACCACUCCUUUCAAGAUCGUCGCUGAUUACGACAUUACAACAACAUCUCCUGAAGAAAUAACUACUUCUGCAGCAACCUCAUCCCAAACCAUGGAAACCACAACACAGCAGGUAUCGACAACAGAGGCCUAUGUCAGCAUUGCAAUGAUUUCUACACCCCCUCCAUCUAAACAGUUACCUGAUGAAUUGCCCACAACGACAAUUAGAUCUAUGCUCUCUACAGAGACAAAACAAGCUAUGCAGGACACAGAAGAAGUAUCAACAACAACUUUACAGUAUAGGACAUCAACCUCUGAUCAUACAGAACAAGUACCUCUUAUCCCUGACGAUUCAGACAUAUCUUACAGCAUAAAAGAUAAAGUACCCCAGGAGAUAACUACUAGUCCAUUGGUCAUACUUUUUAACAAAACUGGACAAGCAUCAUCUGGUGUAAAUUAUAAUGUUAAAGACCAGGGACCUGAUGCAUUUAAACUUACUAUACCUGUGAGACAUGUCUUCGAGCCUCCAAACAAUACAUCCACCCAGGUACCACGUGGACUCAGAGAGAGAUACGUCAAACCAUCAACCACAAAGCCUGGUUUCAAGAUGGACAAAAUGGAAAAGAAGAAGCUGCAUAGUUACCCAUACCUCCUUCGAUCAGAUACUAAAAAUAUGAUAGAUCCCUCAAGUCAAUAUCUCAGGGAAACAAAUGAACAGAGCUGUGGAACUAAAUGUGACGGCGAGAGCACCUGUUACCUGGGGUACAAUUGUACGCAUUACAAACACUGUUUUGAACAAGAUGGAAGCCACUGUACAUGUAUAUUAAUGACUUGUUCCUUUGGGACAUUCUGGAACUCGGCAAUACGUGCCUGCGAUGCUGUUAGUAAGGUCUACUGUGAAGAAGAUCCAUGUAAAAGUAUGAACCCCUAUGCAACGUACUCAUCAGGUUUCAACUGUAGAAGUUACUACGAAUGUAAUAAGGAGCGUCGUUCUGUGGCCAUGUGCUGUAAAAACAAGUACUCCUAUCAGCCAUACAAAGGACGGUGUGUGUUUGACGAGUCAUGUGAUAUAGACUGUACCUCACGGACUCCUAAUAAACUCCAGAGAGACCUCAAAGUGAAUCUACAAGUGACACAAACAUACGACUUAUGCUAUUUAAGACCAGUGAAGGGCAGACCAACCAAAUAUUUUAACAAUGUAUUUAAGGUGGAACAGGACUGUCCUCCAGGGACCACCUUUAAUGCUGAAAUCUGUGUUUGUGGUAUCUCACUGAAAAUAACAAGAAAAAUUCCUAUCGACCUUUACCCUGCUGUGUGCGAGCCUAAAAUAGUGGUGGAUUUUUCCGGACAACAAGUCACUAAUCAAGCUCCACGGCCGGUGUACCUUAAAUCUACAGAUGUCAAUAUUAUUCCAUCCGGCAUGCUCAAUAUCAACUAUGGCCAAUUCAAUGGCAGAUCAUCACAAAUCUUCUCUGAGCGAUAUUUUGCCGUUACAUUUCGGCGCCUUCUGAUUCGGAUGCGAUUUUAUAAUGACGGCAGAGGUGGCCCUGAAAAUCAGGUUCUGAUUUCAAACUGUGAUUCUUUAGCUAAGUCAUGGAAUAUUCCAGAGUUAGAUCCCAACAAGAAGCCAUCACUAGCCAUAAUUCUAUCCAGAAGUACCAGCACAUUAACUUUUUUAGGAUUCAGUGAAUUCUCACCACCAGCAAUUAUACGUUUACCUUUCUCGAAAACGAGCUGGAAUAAUGUGGAGUUGAUUUACGAUGGAACAACAUUUGAUGCACGAGUCAGAACAAUAAAAAAAGAUGGAAAGUUGUUGGAGUUCAAAGAUUCCAAACCUUUGUCAGGAAGACUAGCAGUCUCUGUCCAACCACUGCGUAUUGGGAAAUGCUCCAGAAUGGAUGCUUUUUAUGGUUACAUUGACAUUAUCAAGAUGUACAACGACUGUUUACCAAAGAACUUAUGAAUUCCAUUUGUCGCCCCAUCCAUUCCCUUCUCUCAUUUAUUUAUUCCUUUGACUUACAUGUACUUUGUUAUGAUAUAGUUGAAAAUAAAUUUUUAC